UGAACACCGACCGUGGCCUUCCGCAUGCGGUCGAAUCGCCAAUAGCACCGCGGCGGUAACAGCGGCCGCUAAUCCUGCACGGAGGUGGAGAGCCGGAGCAGGUGCCUCGUUCCCAAGCCACGGUGGAGCCCGAGGCCGACGGUGUCAAAAUGGAAGCGGAGGACCACCUCGCCAGGGAAUAUGUCCAGGAGUUUGUUCUCGACCACUUGGACCCCGCCGAUGUCAAACGCGAGAUGUUGCAGGUGCGUUUGGGUUCGCCGACGGUGACGGUGAGCGGGAGCGUUCUCCAGCUCCAGGGUCAAGUGGGUCAGGGUAUCGCGUUGGCCCCGCUCACCCCGCCGGCCCACGAGCUAGAGCAGCCUCAUCCGCUCUACGGCCAGCCCCACAUCCAGGUGCAACACGGAGUCCUGGUCAAGGCGCCGCCGGGCGUCGCACCCCAGCUGACGACGCUCUCGCACCCUGGAACACCGCCGGAUACGCCGCCGGUUUCGGCGUCACCCCCGCCGAUCCAUCUUCAUCGUGUCGGCGAGCGGGACCUCCGGGACCUUCGGGACAUCCGGGACCCGAGGGACCCGCGGGACCGUCCGACCCUCGGGAUCGGCCUUGGACUCCACCUGCAACAGGGUCCAGGAGGGCCGUUAGGCCAGGAGGAUAUGCAGGUUGUAGGCGGGGGUGGGAUGGGAUGGCCCUCGCACUCGCUGAGACAGGAGCCCUUGGAUUUGAGGCCCCACUGCCCUCAGGAUCAGACCCCGGAGCCUCCGCCCGAAUCCUGGCCGUCACAUCACCACUUCCAGGAGCUUCAGCAUAUCCCGCGUCACGCAAGACACCCCGACGACGAGGAGUGUGCAGGUGGUUGUCUGGUUGCAGGCGGCUACAUCACGGUCUCCGGUCAUAUCGAGUACUACGGCGGUGUCGGGGGCGGUGGAGGCGGUGGUCCAGGAAUGGGACUCGGCGGAAGUGGCGGCGUGAUGCAGGGUAUGGACGACAGCAUGCAGGGGAUGCCGAUGCAGCCCGGUCGGCCGAUGAGCGUGUGCUCCGUCAGCUCCUGCGGAGGGCCGAGUCCUCACCGAGGUCCCGGGGGUCUCUAUUCGACCUGUGGAAGCGGGACGGCCGACGAGCUGAUGAACGACGAGCUCCUGAUGUCCCUCUCCGUCCGGGAACUGAACAAGCGCCUCCACGGCUGCCCCAGGGAGGAGGUGAGUCAGGUGGUGCGGCUCAAGCAGAAGCGUCGGACCCUGAAGAACCGCGGUUACGCGCAAAACUGCAGGAGUAAACGGCUCCAGCAGCGACACGAUCUUGAGACUACGAAUAGAAAUCUACAGAACGAAAUGCAGCGGCUUAAAAUCGAACUGUCGCGCGUUCAGCAGGAACGCGACGUGUACAAACAACGGUGUGAGAUUCUCAGGGCCAGGCAGCAUCAUCAUCACCAUCACCACCAUCAGCAGCAACAGCAACAGCAACAGCAACAGCAACAACAACAGCAACAGCAGCAACAACAGCAGCAGCAGCAGCCUCAACCCCCCUCGCAGUCCCAACAACAGCCCCCCCCUCAGCAACCCCCGCAACCCCAACCCCCUCCGCCCAAUCAACCGACUCCAGGAGCGAGUCCCGAGGUAUACCUGUGACAUCGACAACGUCGCGGCGGAACCUGCUGGACUUAGAAGUCCGUACUGUCGGGGAUUAAGACGCAGGUCUGUUCCGCCCUGAGACGCGGUUUUUUUUUGGUCCGAAAAACGUGCAUGUUAUAUUAGCGAUUGCUUUGGAUUGAAAAAUUGUGUACAACUGCGAGUUGAAGAGAGUUGCACAUUCCUAUACAAAUAGGAUAUAGAUGAUCGAGCCGAGGUCGAUAUACACGUGCAUAUAGGUAUGUUUUUGUAUUAUACCUAUACUAUAUACACGGGCGAAGUGCAAGUGGGUGGACGAGUGAGUGGCGGCCAUUUUGCGUCACCUGUUCGUUCGCCGCCAUCGCGGAAAACACCCACGCAGGUAGACGUGCAUUGUAACUAUUAUACUGCAUAGGAGAAGCGAGAGGACUAUGGAACCGUGCUUUUUCAUUUCAGAAUCCAAUGCGGUCGGCGAUUUCGAUUUCGUGUUUUCUCUUACUUGGUUUCGCGCAAGCUCCGUUUUGGAAGUCAAUCACCCCUAAAUUUCUUUUACAGACACUUCUUGGUUUCAGCUGAAAUAUCUGGUUACACAAAAACGAAUGAAUAGUUGCAAUUAACAAUAAUUUCGUAGUUGGACCCUAAUUUUUUACAUAUUCCGAUCCAUGCAGAUGUUGUUUGAAUUUAUUAUAUAUUUAUAUCACAAUUUCACUGUGAUCGCUUCCAUAUUUGUCUCGUUUAGUGUAUGUUGUACACACGAUUGAUGCCCAAUGCUCAUAGAUGAUUGGAAAUGGUUGGAUGGAAAGUUUUAGAGGGUACGGAAUUUUUAUCAAAACCUUUUUUUUUCUUCUAAUUCAGGGUAGUAUAUAUAUAUAUAAUAGCUUUUGAAGUGUAACAGAAUUGAGUUAACUAUAUAAAGCUUAAGCAUUUGAAUGGUGGAAGUGAG
Messenger RNA from Diprion similis, 2547 nucleotides. RefSeq names its product ataxin-2 homolog (gene tj). The record is from RefSeq and is a predicted model, not a curated record. NCBI's taxonomy places the organism in Eukaryota, Metazoa, Arthropoda, Insecta, Hymenoptera, Diprionidae. The transcript is spliced from 4 exons. Gene Ontology annotation, cellular component: nucleus. Gene Ontology annotation, molecular function: DNA-binding transcription factor activity, RNA polymerase II-specific; RNA polymerase II cis-regulatory region sequence-specific DNA binding. Bases 150 to 1625 code for a protein of 491 amino acids. Gene Ontology annotation, biological process: regulation of transcription by RNA polymerase II.